CGAAUGGAAAAAUAAAGCGAAAUUCUUAAACAAAGGUUGGUUUUAAUCCUGCAGUUAGUUGUUGUGGCUCCCUGAAAGAAGAGUAGUAAACGUUUCGAAAAAGCAAAGAUCGGCCAGCCCCCAGAUGUGUACAUCAAUUAGCUUAUUAUGGAAAAGUGAAGCUCCUAAAUCAUCAAAAAUCCCAGUAAAAAGAAUUCACGCAACCACAGAAUCACUUGAUUGUUUUAUCCCUCCAGAAAUAGAAGUGUUGCCAUGCCAUGAGGAAGAUACAGAGUCUGAUUCUUCCUUGGAUAUUGAAACGAUGGUGUCACAGCAAAUAAACAUGAUGUUUCCAAAAAUGAUUCCUUGUGGUUACCUAAUGGAGUAUAAAAAGAAACUUAGGGAGAGACUUCGUACAGAGGAACAACUUAGAUUACAACAUGAACAUAAAAAUAAGGUUGAAAACCGAACAUAUUCUAAUCCUGAAGAGAACUUAAAACCUUUGAAACCAAUACUGAAAAAUUUAAAUGCUGCUGUGCAAGAUCUAAAUACAUUCACGAAACGUUUAAACAAAAUGAAGGUUAAGCCAAAGGUCUUAAAAGAAUUUCAGGAAAACCUAAGAAAAAUUAAGAGAGAUGUCAACAAAAUAAGUAUCUAGUGAGCGUUGGGCAGUCAAGUGAAUGAAAUUUUUAUCGCAUGUAAAUCGAUAUUUAUUGUAAAAGUUCUACAUUUAUAGGUUGGUGUUAUAGCUUAAAUCCUAUACAAGGCAAUGCAUUGUUUGUUUUUGUAAUUUUUUAUAUAUUAUAGUUGUAUUGGUUCAAAAUAUAUUUAAAGAUUAAA
Molecule: messenger RNA, 819 nt
Organism: Cimex lectularius (bed bug)
Lineage: Eukaryota; Metazoa; Arthropoda; Insecta; Hemiptera; Cimicidae
Exons: 8
Coding region: 125-637 (170 amino acids)
Source: RefSeq, a predicted model, not a curated record